Messenger RNA from Lachancea lanzarotensis, 2001 nucleotides. Lineage: Eukaryota; Fungi; Ascomycota; Saccharomycetes; Saccharomycetales; Saccharomycetaceae. The record is from the annotation of a RefSeq genome assembly.
AUGCCGGUCAUCAGAUUCAGAUCUGGCACCAAGAGCUUACAAUAUGAUAGUAUAGUCAGACGUACUGAAAGAAGGUCCAAAAACGGAUGUCUUACGUGCCGUCUUAGAAGAAAGAAAUGCGACGAAGUCUCGCCUGAUUGUGGUAGGUGUUCAAGGAACGGUUUGAAGUGCGAGUGGCCAUCGCCAUUCGUACAUUAUGGGGCCCGUGUAAAACCGGUGUUUUCAUUUGUUCAUGUUUUGGAAAAACAGCUAGUGAAAGAGUUUCCUCGCAAGAAAUCGGGCCAAGGAUUGCGACAGCGGUGUGCACUCGAAAAAGGGCCUAAUAAUGCCAAAUCGUAGCAGGAAACCGCCAUCUCCAAUCAUACUACGAAGAGUGUCGUGCUAAGUGAAUUUCCCAGGCAGAACGGCAUUUUUUGGCAAGAGGUACGACCCCAGAUAGCCCGUUCUCUCAAUUCAAGAUUGGGCUCACGUUCAAUGCCGGGCAAAAAUGAUUCGGAGCGAACGGCUAAAUGCCAUGAGAUUAUUCAAUCGAACUCGAAUACUAACGACUUCAACGCAAGGCCUCAACUUCCUGCAUCUAAAGAGGGUGUAAGUGUUACUCGAGUUCCUCACAAUACUUUCAACACCAUAGGUGGAUUUCCCAUCAGUGUUUCCAAUACUACUACAGACAAGUACCUCAAAAUAAUUGAUGCAUAUGACAAGGGAAAAACUCUCCCCAGUACCAAUCCCGAAGACGAUGAGGAACUGCUUUUCUACACAUGUGUCAACAUGUUUAUACCGAAUCUGGGCACCCAGUCUUCCCACCCGCUUUUGACAACAUGUGCCACGUUCAUUCCCCAAGUUGAAAAUAGUGCGCCUUUGAGAGAAAUCUUCUUGUGCUGUGGGGCAACUUACCCAGAAUGGUAUGACGAAGCGAAGUUUUCGGCACUCUCAGAUGGACUUUAUGAAAGCUCGAAACUGUUAAUCAAAAAACAGCAACAGAAAGCUUCGGACGAGUAUUCGGAGCUGUGGGUGCUACCGUCCUUUUUGCUGCUGUGCUUGCGGUGCAAAAAAGCUUCUUCGGGCACCGUGGAUGACUGUGUCAAAUGCCUCGCAGAGGCGUAUCUCGUUAUAAAGAAUACAAUUUGCUCCAAACACAAUGAGCAUGAUCAACCGGCAGCUGGUCUGCAAAACUUGACUUACGAAAUCGAAAAGAAGUUCAUGUCUAAAGCUGAAGAGGGUGACGAUACUGUAAAAACUGAUGUUGUGCUGGAGCCUUUUGAAAGAAUGUUCAUGGAAAGCUUCAUUUAUAACUAUUCAGUUGCAAUUUUAUUCGCGACCGAUAUAGUAGCACUUCUGAGUCCAUUCUCUAUAUUCAAGGAGCUGGCUCCUUUUUUGAAACGACCACUUUAUUACUGUUCUUUUGAAUGGAUGAAUAACCCUGUGUUAGGUCCUUCUCUUGACGCAUUCGAGAUUUUAGCGAAAGUGUCGUAUAUUGCACGGCUGCCCAUGCCUCUUCCUCAAUCAUCCCCGUGGUUGCAGAAGGCGCAGCGCUUACAUUCGAUGGCUUUUUAUUACACCGGACCGGUGCUGUCUCCAUCGUUGAGGUCUGAAGACACUCAUAUCUACAAGAUUGCGAAAAUUAGCUCCACGAUCGGUAGCAUAGUAGCGAAGUCGAGCUACUUGCUAGUUUCCAAAAUUUUGAAAUAUAACGAUUUUGACAUACAGCGGCCAUCGAUUCAAAGGAUCCGCUGUGAAAUAUUCGAGGCUUUUUCGUCUAUUCCGUCUGACAGUAAAACCUGGGGCAUUCUGCUUUGGUCCCUCGUCAUCACUGGCUGUUUUUCCAUUACUUCAGCCGAGAAAUUUCAAAUACUGACAUACCUGCUGAAUAUCGGCGAAAAUCUCCAUCAUCAAAACGUUAGAAAGAUGAGAAGCGUCUUAGAAAAGGCGUGGUCGCUUCCAAUAGACCAGCGUCUUGCCUUUUUAUUCGAUCGCGACGAACUUUCCACAAUUUCACCGUAG